UCUCAGUAACUGAAUUGCACUUUUGUACCCUUUAAGACAUUUGCUGGGGCCCUGUCACUGUCCACCCUCGCCAAACACUCUAGGCUAGGCCUCCCUCUCCAGAAUGGCUGGGAGCCACCUUUGUGACAUCACAUGACAUAUGAAGAAGAAAAUGACUUCAGCAGAUGGUUGUCCCACUACUAAGACUUUAGAAAUUUGUGGACAGUAUUUCUUGGGCAUCCCCACUGGGACCAAAGGCAUUUUUGACUCACAAGGACAGUGACUAGAGGUCUUGGGUACAACUCCUCAUGCUAGUAUAGGACCAUGGAUACUCAGACUACUGAAGAUGACUGUGAGGCCAAUCUGGCCCCAGCUGUUGAACUGCCAGCAAGUGAGGUCCCAUCUAAUUCUUCUGUUGAUCCAAAUGUGAAUUCAGUUGAGGUGUUGGGUGGACAUGGUGCCCAAGCUGUGAGGGAAGAUCUAGACUUCCUAGAGAACCUGCAACCAGAAGACCAAAACCAAGGUAUAGUCAGUGAGGAAGGCAACAGCAACCUUCUUGGGCUCUCCUUCCCCAGAAAGCUCUAGAACAAAUCAUUCAAGCCUAUGUGCUGGAAUGAUGAUGGAAACACCGUGAUCAUCGAUGUGGACCUUUUCCAGAGGGAGAUUCUUAGCCAGAGAGGGGCAGAGAGGAUUUUUGAAACAGACAGCUUGAAGAUGUUCAUUUGCCAGCUGAAUCUCCACAGGUUCAUCCUUGAACAAUUGCUGGGAAAUCAGCCCCUUCAGGAGCCAAGAGGCCCAAUGGGGAAGGGCACCUCUGGGGAUGUCAUGUUUGUGCCUCCACCUAAUGUUGGAAGGCAAGGCACAGGGGAAACACCCAAAAGGUCUCUAGAGAAUGCUCCUUAUAUGUUUGUGUUGCAUUUGUACAACACUUCCUUUUCCGUCAUGCUGGCCACCAUCUUGGCAAUGUUCCAAAAUAAGUCCCCUGACAAUGAGAGAAAUGACAUGGAGCCAGAGGGCAGAUUACAAUGUGAGCAGUUUCAGGAAAAUUCAGAUUCAUGA
Molecule: messenger RNA, 1038 nt
Organism: Castor canadensis (American beaver)
Lineage: Eukaryota; Metazoa; Chordata; Mammalia; Rodentia; Castoridae
Source: RefSeq, a predicted model, not a curated record